CCCAGCUGCAAUGAAGAUGAGCUUCCCUUGCGGUGGCGUGCGCUCCUCCUCGUCGGCUGGUCGGUUGGCCGAGCGGCCCCCCUCUGGGGCCAAGCGGUUCCUCUGCCCUCGACGUGCCGAACACCUACCUCUACAUGAAGACGCUCACGCUGGUAGAGGCGCCCAAAGCCGACUCCCGGACCCCCGCGGGCGCCGCCGGCGCCACGGAGCCCGAGCCCGCGAGGGCCCCGCCGGCGGGGCCGGCCGCCUGCGUGAUGAGCGCAGGUGAGCUGCCGUCGGUCGACGGCGUCGCGCACGCCUUCAAGAGGUCGCCUGUGUUCGUCCAGCGUGUGGACGGCGGUGCUCAGACGUUUCCGGCGGAGCGCUGCGUCAGGUGCCGCCGCGGCGCCGCGUGCCGCUCCGCGCAGGUGGAGUGCCCCGCCCAGCCGGGACUGCCUGUGGUCGAGAAGUUGUGGCUAGAGUCCGACAGCUGCUCCGGUCCGCCGAGCCUCGUCGGCGGGGUGUCGGACGUGGUCUGCCCGGGGCCGUCGCACUGGCACCCGGAUAGUCUCAACCUCACGCGCUUCGUCCCGAAGCUGCGACGGGACCACCCAGAGG
Molecule: messenger RNA, 597 nt
Organism: Prorocentrum cordatum
Lineage: Eukaryota; Dinophyceae; Prorocentrales; Prorocentraceae
Source: the annotation of a GenBank genome assembly